AUCUGAUGAAUGUCAGAAUUGUAUGCCUUUAGAUUUUAUUAUGAACUUCUUUUAUAGGUUUUAGCCGGAAUAUUUCGUGUUAAAAUGGGAAACACUGAUUUUGAUUGGCCUUGGCAGUAUAAUUUUCCUCCUUUUUUUACUCUUCAGCCGAAUACUGAUACUCGCGCCAAGCAGUUUGAGGCGGGAAAACUGUUUCUAGAUUAUCACAAGGCUAACAAGAAAUAUGUUUUAGAUGUCACAGAAGCUCAGAAUUCUUCUUUAUUUUAUAAUAAGUCAAUUCGUCGGAAGUUAGCUCUAAAUGUGAUAUACUUGAUCCUUGAUGAAUUACAAAAGCAAGGAAAUGUCGAAUGGUUUGAUAAACAACGUCAACAGUGUUACGUUUUUUGGCGUACCCCAGAAGAAUGGGGUAAAAUGAUAUAUGCAUGGGCUGAAAAUAAUGGUUUGCUUAAUUCUGUAUGUACUUUAUAUGAAAUAACUAAUGGUGAUGAUGCUACCAAUGAAGAGUUUUACGGCCUAGACCGAGGUGUAUUGAAAAAAGCAUUAGCUACUUUAGAAAAAGAUGGUCAUGCUGAAUUAAUUCUUGAUGAAGAAAUUGAAGGCGUCAAGUUUUUUUAAUGUUCUUUGUGGUAAUUAUGUAACAGAUUUUCA
Molecule: messenger RNA, 648 nt
Organism: Stegodyphus dumicola
Lineage: Eukaryota; Metazoa; Arthropoda; Arachnida; Araneae; Eresidae
Product: vacuolar protein-sorting-associated protein 25 pseudogene
Source: RefSeq, a predicted model, not a curated record